CUUCGUCGUCAACUCCAAAGGAUUCUUUGUAAGAGUUUUUUGAAAGAACACGCUCUUAGAUUAAGAGGGUUUAAAUUUCCUUAUAAUAUAGGCCCUUUUGGUCUUAGGCAUUGUGAAAUUUCUAGUCGAGUACUAGAG
This is a messenger RNA of Racocetra persica, 138 nucleotides long. The record is from the annotation of a GenBank genome assembly. NCBI's taxonomy places the organism in Eukaryota, Fungi, Glomeromycota, Glomeromycetes, Diversisporales, Gigasporaceae.